GUGGCGCCCCGGCUCCCAGUCUGCCUCAAUCUAGCGACCCACAGGUCUUCCCUCGAUCUCCUCCUUCUCUACCACAACCAUGGUGCUGACCGCCGAGGAUCGCAGGCUCCUUCAAGCCUCCGUUGGCAAACUGGGCUGUCGCCUCGAGGACAUUGGCGCCGAUGCGCUGAACAGGUUGUUAAUGGUCUUCCCGAAGACCAAGACCUACUUCUCCCAUUAUAACUUGAGUCCCGGCUCGAAGGACAUCAUCCACCAGGGAGAGAAAGUGGGCAAGGCGCUGGAUAACGCCCUGAAGCAUCUGGAUGACCUCCGCGGCGCCCUCUCCCAGCUUAGUGACCUGCAUGCCUACAAUCUCCGUGUGGACCCGGUCAACUUCAAGCUGCUGUCCAAAUGCUUCAUAGUGUCUCUGGCCACUCACCUGCGCAACGAGUACAAUCCCUGCGUCUGCCUGGCCUGGGCCAAGUUUCUUGAACAGGUGUCCGACGUGCUGUGUGAGAAAUACAGAUGAGCUCCACGUGCCACAACCAGGGCCCCUUCUUUGCCUUCCUCUGAGCUGCCUGCCUUCAGGGUGCCUCACCUGGGCCACUGAGCAAUAAAGUUGUCUUUGAACCGCU
Messenger RNA from Protobothrops mucrosquamatus (brown spotted pit viper), 614 nucleotides. Its product is annotated as hemoglobin subunit alpha-D. Gene Ontology annotation, biological process: hydrogen peroxide catabolic process; oxygen transport. Gene Ontology annotation, molecular function: peroxidase activity; oxygen carrier activity; heme binding. The transcript is spliced from 3 exons. Lineage: Eukaryota; Metazoa; Chordata; Lepidosauria; Squamata; Viperidae. Gene Ontology annotation, cellular component: haptoglobin-hemoglobin complex; blood microparticle; hemoglobin complex. Bases 80 to 508 code for a protein of 142 amino acids. The record is from RefSeq and is a predicted model, not a curated record.